Molecule: messenger RNA, 1596 nt
Organism: Cooperia oncophora
Lineage: Eukaryota; Metazoa; Nematoda; Chromadorea; Rhabditida; Trichostrongylidae
Source: the annotation of a GenBank genome assembly
AUGGACAAACUGACACCUACGCAACCAAUGGAUAGAAAAACGACUGAACCUCGCCCGUCGGCGGCAAAAUGGACAUGCAGAAAACGCAAAUACAAGAAGAUGGACCAACAGCCGACUGCUCAAGGAGAUGGGACGUCGACUGCCAACGAAGCUGGCGACACGAGUAAGAACCAGGCAAUUACGAAUAAUCGUUCCAAGAACAAUCGUCGCACUUAUUGUGAGAGAAGACGUCAAGUCAAGUCCGAUUCUGAUGCUCCUCCGAAGGUCCGGAAUAACAAACGAUCGGAACGUUAUCAUGGGAAGAGAGAUUCAUCACAUUUUGCUUCACAGCAGAGUAGUGAAAACAAAUUAGCCAAUGGAAGGAAAACAAGAGACGAAAAAACUGCUGACGAUGUGUUCCAAGAUCCUCAACAGGGAACCGAAAAAGCAGCAUUUUCUAAGAAAAGGGUUUUUAGAAGAAGACGAGCAAGUGAUUCGAAGUCUGAGUUCCAAAAAGCUUUCGAACUCCUCGCCUGCGAACUGGCGAGUACUCUUUUCCCAAAAAAGGAUGCUGAGAAGAGUUGUGAAGGUCAACACCUCGAGAGCAAAAAUUCGGAGAAUACAGAGAAGUAUUACAGUACUGGGAGAAAUCGACGAGCAAGUGAGCCCGGAACUGCGAAGAAAGCCCAUCUCUCAGAAGAGAAAGACAAACGCGAACGAAGAGGAUGGAGAACACAGCGAAGCGAUUGUGGAACAAACUUAUCAGAGAAGAAGAAAAGACGGCCUUCUAAGAAUGAGUCUUCGGAAGGAAAAUCGACAACCUUGGAAGAUAGCGCAGUUGCCUCCGCAACUUUUAAAAGAAGGCUAGAGGAAAAGGCUCCGGUCGGAGAAAAGACAUCAGAGGAACCUGAAAAGGCAAGCACAGUCCCGGAUUCGCGUUCUACCGAGCUCAAUACACACAACUACUACACGCGUGUGAUGCAAUCACAUGGCGACAGUCGCAGGCAGCGAAGCGAUAACGACCGGAGGAAUGUUCAGAAGGGUUCUUCACGGUACGAUCCCUACCACAUCGAGAACAAUUCGAACAGGGACUGGAAGUGUAGAAGUGGCCCAAGUAAUUCCACUACAUGGAUGAGGAACAAUAGAGAUAAUUAUAAUCAACAUGAUGGAUGGCGUAAUUCAUCGUAUCGUGGCCAAAGAGGGCCAAUUAGGUCAUCAAGUUAUUUCCACCCGGUGGGAAAUGGGGAGCCUGCAUCCUUCCUCACGCUUUAUCCUCACUCUGACAAUUCAAGAAGACGCUGUUUCGAGCAAGAGAGGAACAAGAAGAAGGACUAUAGGCGCAGAGAUGAAAUUCGGAAGGAUGACAAAAAGGGCCAUCCGGAGGCAGAUUGCCCUCCUGCUAAGAACGCCGAUUCUGAUGAUACUGUCGAAAUGUCAGCAAACUCAGAAUCUAAUACACCGACAAAUGAUAAUGUGACGAGAGAGCAGACUACAGCGUUGACUCCAGGUGAAACAAUGACCUCUUCUCCAGAGCCAAAAGGUGUGUCUGGAGCAAUAACCAACGCUGACACGCCUUCUGAUACUAAGGGAACAGAACAAGACACUUCGGCUGGUGAC